Dryobates pubescens (Downy woodpecker) is the source of this 978-nucleotide messenger RNA. It is a transcript of the gene OTP, whose product is annotated as orthopedia homeobox. Gene Ontology annotation, molecular function: DNA-binding transcription factor activity, RNA polymerase II-specific; DNA binding. The record is from RefSeq and is a predicted model, not a curated record. The transcript is spliced from 3 exons. Lineage: Eukaryota; Metazoa; Chordata; Aves; Piciformes; Picidae. The coding region runs from base 1 to 978 and encodes 325 amino acids. Gene Ontology annotation, biological process: regulation of DNA-templated transcription; neuron differentiation.
AUGCUGUCUCACGCCGACCUCCUGGACGCCCGUCUCGGGAUGAAAGAUGCAGCCGAGCUACUGGGACACCGGGAGGCGGUGAAGUGUCGUCUGGGCGUAGGGGCCUCGGAUCCGGGGGGACACCCAGGAGACAUGGCUCCCAACUCGGACACGGUGGAAGGAACCACCCUGCUGCCGGGAGAGGACAUCACCACGGUGGGAUCCAAUCCCAGCUCCUUAGCCGUCAGCUCCAAAGACCCCGACAAGCAGCAAGGCCAGCAGGGGGGCCAGAACCCCGGCCAGGCUGGACAGCAGCAGGGGCAGCAGAAGCAGAAGCGGCACCGCACCCGCUUCACGCCGGCGCAGCUCAACGAGCUGGAGAGGAGCUUCGCCAAGACCCACUACCCGGACAUCUUUAUGCGGGAAGAGCUGGCCUUGCGCAUCGGCCUCACCGAGUCCCGAGUGCAGGUCUGGUUCCAGAAUCGCCGGGCCAAGUGGAAGAAGCGCAAGAAGACCACCAACGUCUUCCGCGCUCCGGGCACGCUGUUGCCGACGCCGGGACUGCCGCAGUUCCCCUCGGCCGCCGCGGCGGCCGCGGCCGCCAUGGGUGACAGCCUCUGCUCCUUCCACGCCAACGAUACGCGCUGGGCCGCCGCCGCCAUGCCGGGCGUGUCGCAGCUGCCACUGCCGCCGGCGCUGGGCCGGCAGCAGGCCAUGGCACAGUCCCUCUCGCAGUGCAGCCUGGCAGCCGGGCCGCCGCCCAACUCCAUGGGCCUCUCCAACAGCCUGGCGGGCUCCAACGGCGCCGGGCUGCAGUCGCACCUCUACCAGCCUGCCUUCCCCGGCAUGGUGCCCGCCUCUCUGCCCGGCCCCAGUAACGUGACGGGCUCGCCCCAGCUCUGCAGCUCCCCUGACAGCAGCGACGUGUGGCGGGGAACCAGCAUCGCCUCCCUUCGCCGCAAAGCACUAGAGCACACAGUUUCCAUGAGCUUCACCUAA